AUGGACGAUCCUAGCGGCAAUCCCUUCCAGAACGCACGAAAAAUAGCCGCCGAUAUUCUGAUAGCUGCCCGUGGCAGGACACAGAGAACGAGGGUCAAAAGAAAGCGUACUUUUGCAAGUUUGGUUAGCAUGUCUCUGGAACAGACCCGAAAACCCCCGGAAUGCUGCCGGGGCUGCUCCACAGCACUGGGUGUCACCCGUCUUCACAGAAUGCCCCCGAAAGUAACUGGCGACCCUAAGCGACGGACAGGUGCACGCCGCAAGGUUGUUUUGGCCUGCGACUCGUGUAGAGAGAAGAAAAUUCGCUGUGACGGGAAUAAGCCCAUAUGUGGGGCAUGCAGGAGGAGAUCUUAUCGGAUUGACCAGUGCCUCUACAACCCGGAUAACGCCCGGACCGCCAGCAGAGACGAAUACUUUCAGACCCUUCAUCUUCGAAUUAGAGAACUGGAAAAUGCCUGUUUGAUGGCCGGAGUGUCCAUCGACAGUCCACUGGGCCUUCGGGCCCAACAGGAAUCCCAUAGCGAGCUCAACAGAGGCAAUGAAAUACCAGUGGAGACGGAAGGCCUUAUCAUGGCUGCCCCCACCCCGUUUGGGGAACUUGAGGAGCGAACCACUACCUCCACAGGUUUCAGGGUUGGCGGACGACCGGACCAACCGGUACUAGCCACACGCAGUGAAAGCGCAAACAGCCGGUCCAGAUUGGCAGUAGAAGAGACUACAGAGUGUUCACCGGAUGUAGGAUCUUAUGGAUCGCCGUUGUUCGCCGAUGGAGAAGCCCACGUCACUGGAAUGGGCCAGAUCACAGCUCCAGAUGCUGAAAGCAGGAAACAAUCCUCCCGAUUUCAAUUUUAUGGUAGUUCAUCCACUGCUUCACUCAUGAGGUUUGCCUGGCAGUCGCUGCCUUCACGGCCAGCAAAUUCUUCUGGUGCCGAGCUUGCUUCUAGCACGCUGCAUGAUACUUUCACCGAGUAUCGGUUCGACGAUUUUGCCCUUCCACCGCGCACGCUGGCAGACCACCUCGUCCGCUGCUUUUUCGAUCAUGUAUAUACCCUAUAUCCGUUCUUUCACCGCCCUGCGUUUGAAGCAGCCUAUCGGAAUCUCUGGCGUGCUGAGGAUGAGCCUAAGAUACCUCUCACAGACUUGAGAAUUGGACUGGGUUCCGGCGCAGAAUCCAGCCCUAAAUCAAUCGUUUUCCAUGCUGCCUUGAAUGCUAUUUUUGCUCUGGGAUGUCAAUUUGCAGAUAUUGAGGAAGUCGAAUCUGUUGCAAAUUCCUUCUUCCUUAGGUGCAAGCGCUUUAUUGGACUUGACUUUCUUGAUAUUAAUACCCUUGGUGUAGUUCAGACUCUGUUGAUAACAGCGCUAUUCUUGCAGAGCUCUCCCUAUCCCAGCCGAUGUUGGCAUUCCGUUGGUGUUGCUUGCAGGGUUGCCCUGGGUUUAGGACUCCAUGAGUCGGAUAUCCUCACCAGCUUAUCGCCCUUGGAAUCUGAUAUUCGACGCCGAACGUGGCACGGCUGUGUGAUGAUGGAUGUUACUCUGAGCAUGACGCAUGGCAGACCUACUAUGACGACUCAUCUAGCUCCUCUUCCCCCACCAGAUGACUCCGAGAUGUCCCGACAAGAUCCGCCGGGAGAACCGUCACUGCUGUCGUUUUAUAUCGAGGCUAUUAAACUCUACAGCAUCUUAGACAAGAUUUUAUCCGAUGUAUAUUGUGCCUGGUGUAGUCGGACACGCCAAGAUCGACCACAGGCGUCAACCAAGAUCUUGGGAGGCCUAGACACAAUCCUUGAAAUUGAAAGAGAACUCACUUUGUUUGAGGCUAGUACUCCUCCAUGCCUUAAGUGGGACCCGGACGCACCGGAAUUCAAUUCAGACGGUAAGCUGAACCAGGCAAUCGCCCAACAGAGAAAUGUUCUCCACGCGAGAUACUUGCAUCUUCACCUCCUCCUCCACCGUCCGAUGUUUACUCAGCUCUACGCAGAAAAAGUACGCAAAAGCGACUUUGUAGGUGGAAAUGGCAUAAGAGAAGAAUGGACCGCUCACAGUUCCGCAACCCGGAGCACUCUGUACUUCUCCACAGCUAAUAAAUCCGCCACCGCUUGCGUAAUGGCAGCCAUUGACCUGACGCACCUAGUCCAUGAGACGUACCAUACAAACGCCACCGAUGCAUGGUGGUACAACGGAUUCUAUGUGUCAACGGCCGCCAUAGUGCUCCUCAUGUCUUUCUCCUCCCCAUCAAUGCUCGAUUCAUGUACUAUGGAUAAAGCCCGAGCUGCCUGGAGAGAAGCUACAAGCGUUCUAGAAUCAAUGGCAACAGUUAAACGCUCCGCGAACAACACGCUUCAGUUCCUCAAAGCUUUGUAUCGGCAAGCUGUGCCCGCUGAUAUGCAACAAACAGGCAGUCAGACUGCUGGUGCUGCUUCGCUGCAUCCAGAUAACAUGACUCAACAUUACACCCCGUUUGAUCACCCGGAUCACGACUUAACGCAAGCUCCAUUCUUCAAUUGGGAGGAAUACGCCGGAAGUAUGGGACAGGGGUUCGAUGAUUUGGGGUUUUUGACGAGGCUUGAUUUUCCUGAUACUUUACCUUGA
Messenger RNA from Aspergillus welwitschiae, 2589 nucleotides. Its product is annotated as transcription factor domain-containing protein. Gene Ontology annotation, cellular component: nucleus. The transcript has 7 exons. The coding region runs from base 1 to 2589 and encodes 862 amino acids. The record is from RefSeq and is a predicted model, not a curated record. Gene Ontology annotation, biological process: DNA-templated transcription; positive regulation of transcription from RNA polymerase II promoter by galactose. Gene Ontology annotation, molecular function: RNA polymerase II cis-regulatory region sequence-specific DNA binding; zinc ion binding; DNA-binding transcription factor activity, RNA polymerase II-specific. NCBI's taxonomy places the organism in Eukaryota, Fungi, Ascomycota, Eurotiomycetes, Eurotiales, Aspergillaceae.